Messenger RNA from Spirodela intermedia, 1449 nucleotides. The record is from the annotation of a GenBank genome assembly. Lineage: Eukaryota; Viridiplantae; Streptophyta; Magnoliopsida; Alismatales; Araceae.
AUGGGGUCUCGAUCGAAGGAAGCGGAGGGUGAUGCCGGCGCGGCGGAGGGAGGGGCGGUGGAGCCACCGGGGAGAAGGUUUCGAUACAAUUCUCCCCUGGCCCAGGUCGUUCUGAUAGGGCUCGUCUGCUUCUGCUGCCCCGGCAUGUUCAACGCCCUCUCCGGGAUGGGCGGCGGAGGCCAGGUCGACCACGAUGCCGCCAACGACGCCAACACCGCGCUCUACACCACAUUUGCCGUCUUCGGCGUCCUCGGCGGCGGCGUAUACAACCUCUUCGGCCCCCGGCUCACCCUCUUCGCCGGCUGCUCCACCUACGUCCUCUACGCCGGCUCGUUCCUGUACUACAAUCACCGCCACGACCAGAACUUCGCCGUCGUCGCCGGGGCGGUGCUCGGCGUCGGCGCCGGCCUCCUCUGGGCGGGGCAGGGCGCCAUCAUGACCUCCUACCCGCCGCCCAGCCGCAAGGGCUCUUACAUCGCCGUCUUCUGGAGCAUCUUCAACAUGGGGGGGGUCAUCGGUGGUCUCAUCCCCUUCGUACUCAACUACCGUCGCACCGCCGCCGCCUCGGUCAACGACGGCACCUACAUCACCUUCAUGUGCUUCAUGUCCACGGGAGCCCUGCUCACCUUCGCCGUGCUACCCGCCAGCCGCGUCGUCCGCGACGACGGCAGCCGCGCCUCCGCCGUCCGGUACUCCAACGUGUCCACCGAGGCCGUGGAGAUCACCAAACUGUUCACCGACUGGCGAAUGCUGCUGAUCGCGCCGGCGGCUUGGGCCAGCAACUUCUUCUAUACCUACCAGUUCAACAACGUCAACGGGCUGCUAUUCAACCUGCGCACCUCCGGCCUGAACAACGUCUUCUACUGGGGGGCGCAGAUGGUGGGCUCUGCGGGCAUCGGCUGGGUGCUCGACUACGGCUGCCACAGCCGCCGCCACCGGGGCUUCCUGGGCAUCGCCGCGGUGGCGGCGCUGGGCACCGCCUCGUGGGGCGGCGGCCUCGCCAACCAGCUGAGGUAUCCCGACGGGAAGUGGGAACAGAAGCUCGACUUCAAGGACUCCGGCGAGGCCUACGCGGGGCCCUUCCUGCUCUACUUCAGCUACGGCCUCCUGGACGCCGCCUUCCAGAGCCUGGUCUACUGGCUCAUCGGUGCCCUGGCCGACGACUCCCGCGCGCUCAGCCGAUAUAGCGGCUUCUAUAAAGGGGUGCAGAGCGCCGGGGCGGCGGUCGCCUGGCAGGUCGACAAGCGCCGGACGCCGCUGCUCGCGCAGCUCGCCGUGAACUGGGCCCUCACCACCGUGAGCUUCCCGCUCAUGGCGCUCCUGGUGGCCCUCGCCGUAGAGGACGAAGUGGCCCCCCCGGACUCCGGCGACUCGGAGAGCGCCGCUCCACCCGUCGCCCAUCGAUCCGAGUCCCCUCCUCCCAAGCCGGCGCCCCGUUCGGCAGAUUAA